AUGGCCGGUAAGCUCAUAGUAACCACAAUCUUGCGGACACUAACUGUGACGUCAGAAGAACCGCGACGAUCAGGUCGCUCGACCAAGGGUCAGCACAAGAACCUCGAUCUUAUCCCUGAAACACCUGCGAAGAAGCCCAAGUCGAAAGCGCAGCCAAAGGAAAAACCGCCGAAGCCCUCCGUCGAACCAACACCUGCCCCCAGUGAAGAAGAAGAGAUUAUCCGAUGUAUAUGCGGAGAAUAUGAAGAGGAGGAAGACGUUGAACGUGAUAUGAUUUGCUGCGAUCGCUGUUCAGCGUGGCAACAUAAUGACUGCAUGGGUCUCACAUUCGCGAAGGGCGAGGAGCCUGACGAGUACUUUUGUGAGCAGUGCAAGCCUGAAAAUCAUAAGGUUCUCUUAGAUAAGAUUGCGCGUGGUGAAAAGCCUUGGGAGGAGGCGGCUGAAAAAAGGCGCAAAGAAGCUGAGGAAAAGAAAGCAUCGCGUCGCAGGAAGGGUAAAAAGGGAGGCAGAAGAGGCAGACCCAGUGAACCCAAGCCUGAGCCCAAACCCGAGCCUAAAACCGAGGCGAGCACACCCGCACGUACAGCAGCUUCGUCAACCCCAGCCCCUGCUCCUGCUCCUGUUCCUGCACCCGCCGCCUCGUCUGCCCCUCCAGCGCCUGAGGCUCCUGAGGCUUCCCCAGCACCCCCAUCUGUUACACCUACCACCGAGAAAAAUGGUGUCGUCCCCGAUGCCCGGUCGGCAAGUGCUCAAAAACGCAAGUUUGAUGAACAUCAGGACGUGUCUACGCCUGAACCUACACCGAAAUCGAAACAGCAGAAGGUCUCUCCCCCAGCAGAUACUGUGAUGUCUGGCGUGGAAGAAACCCAAGUAAAGGAUGAAGCUAAGGAACAGCCUUCACGCCAAAACUCUACCGCAGAAUCGGCAGUGGUUGAGGGCGUAAAGACUGUGGAAGAACUCUCUAAUCCUGCUCGGAAAAGUGCGGCCAGUGCUCUGGUCAGGUUAUUUGUAGAUCAGGUCUCUGAAGCCCGAAGGCGAGGUUCCUUCAGCUUGUCGGAUGGGAAGUCAGCGGAGGAGGUCGCACGGCAACUCGCUCUCUCAAUCGAGAAUGCAAUGUAUGAGAAUUUCUGCGGAGGAUCUGGAGAGACCACAGAGCAGUAUAAAGCACAAUUGCGGACGAUCUUGUUCAACGUAAAGAAGAAUCCUUCUCUACGGGAUCGUCUGCUCGUAGGUAGUUUACUCCCAGAUACCCUCUCUAAGAUGAGCUCCCAAGACAUGGCAAGUGAAGAACUGCAACAGAAGGAUGCCGAGAUCAAGCGCGAAGCCGAAAGGCAGCAUAUUAUCGUGCAAGAGCAAGGGCCAAGGAUCAGGCGGACCCAUAAAGGCGAGGAGCUGGUUGAGGACGAUAAUCAGAAUGUGUCCAGUGAGCCCGUGUUCUCCGCUGCUCCCCGUCGAAGCUUAGUCGAUGCAGAUGGCAGCCAAAGCCCAGGUCCUCAGCAGCCCGGCGAAGGCGAUAACGCUCAGAAAACUGGUAAUCAACAAGCGUCUGACAGCAAACUCGGCGACGGCAUUUCUCACGACCAGCACUUCCCGCCUAGGGCUCACUCUCCUGGCGGCACUGAGCACGACCAAGUGUUUCCAGAGGUGGCAACCCAUAUUCGACAGCCACUACCGACUGGAAAGGCUCAGGCCGAUGCAGAGAUUGAUCAGCUUUUGAAGGACGAUGAACCAGAGUCGCCGCCUUAUUCACCUAAGGAUUAUAAUGACGAAGGAGCAGUUUGGCGUGGCAAGGUCAUCAUGAACCCCAUUGCCGAGUUUUCCUCCUCGGCCAAACACGUUGGGGGUGCCGACCUCAGUGGACGAAUUCCCUGGGAUCAGCUCGCGCCUUCGACAUUGUUAGUGGAUGGCAGAAUUGACAUCCAACUGGCCAGCGAGUAUCUCUGCAACUUGCGUUUCAGUACUUCCACAGACGUGUCAGUUAUUUGUAUCGGCCGGCCCGAGUUGCCAAAAGAGCAGGCAGGCUUCGAUAAGCUCUUCAACUAUUUCUCGGAUCGCAAGAGAUACGGCGUGGUGGGCAAGCAUCCGCUGGCGGCCGUCAAGGAUACUUAUCUUAUUCCCAUCGAGGCUGGGUCGACUAAGAAACCCGAGUUCAUUGAACUCUUAGAGAACAAUACUCUGGAGGAUCCAACUCCAGAACGGGUUCUUCUCGUCGUUUUUGCUGUGAAAACUUCUGAAUCGAGCCCUCCGUCAGUACAGCCUUCAUCGCACCAUCCAAGCCAAGAGCCCAUGGCUUCUGCGAGUCCGGCGACACCUCAGCAACAACAAUUCAUGACUCCUGGGCCACGGCCUGUGUCUCAAAUCACCCCAGCACCUUCGAACUUUGAUGGAACGCCACUGGCACAUUCCCCAUAUGGUCAGCAGCAGCACCAAUUUCAACACCAGCAUCCUCCACAUGCCCCCCAAUUUGCACCGUAUCAGAGUCCAGCGCCACAAAAUCAGGCCCCGGUCACGGGUCUUGCAGCUGCCGUCCAGGUACUGGGUACUCAGGCUAGCUCCCCAGCUAUUCAACAGCUCUUACAACAGGCGCCGAACGCGGAUGUCACCCAGCUGAGUGUCGUCCGUGAUAUCCUGUUGCGACGGCCGGAGACAGCCCUGAACUACGAAAUCCUGAUGCAGGAAUUGGUCCAGGCUACGACGAAUGGACAUACUCUACAGCAGAAUGCAAAGUAG
Messenger RNA from Aspergillus nomiae NRRL 13137, 2730 nucleotides. Its product is annotated as putative PHD finger domain protein. Gene Ontology annotation, biological process: DNA-templated transcription; transcription elongation by RNA polymerase II; regulation of mRNA 3'-end processing. Gene Ontology annotation, cellular component: nucleus. Gene Ontology annotation, molecular function: RNA polymerase II transcription regulatory region sequence-specific DNA binding. Lineage: Eukaryota; Fungi; Ascomycota; Eurotiomycetes; Eurotiales; Aspergillaceae. The coding region runs from base 1 to 2730 and encodes 909 amino acids. The record is from RefSeq and is a predicted model, not a curated record. The transcript has 3 exons.